Ornithorhynchus anatinus (platypus) is the source of this 2978-nucleotide messenger RNA. It is a transcript of the gene SPEF1, whose product is annotated as sperm flagellar 1. The transcript is spliced from 7 exons. Gene Ontology annotation, molecular function: microtubule binding. Gene Ontology annotation, biological process: regulation of cytoskeleton organization. Bases 23 to 742 code for a protein of 239 amino acids. NCBI's taxonomy places the organism in Eukaryota, Metazoa, Chordata, Mammalia, Monotremata, Ornithorhynchidae. Gene Ontology annotation, cellular component: axoneme. The record is from RefSeq and is a predicted model, not a curated record.
CCCGCGGCGGCCGCCCGUUGCCAUGGUUGCGGCCGACGAGAUGGCGGACGACGAGGCGCUGCAGCGGCUGUGUGUCUGGUUGGAUCGGAUCCCCUUGUCCCGGCCCAAAAGGAACCUCUCUCGGGACUUCAGCGACGGAGUUCUUGUUGCUGAAAUGGUCAAGUUCUACUUCCCCAGACUGGUGGAGAUGCACAACUAUGUGCCAGCCAAUUCCCUGCAACAAAAGCUCAACAACUGGGGGCAUCUGAACAGGAAGGUGCUGAGCAAGCUGAACUUCUCCGUGCCCAAGGAUGUGAUCCAGAAGAUUGCCCAGUGUACGCCCGGUGUAGUGGAACUGGUGUUGAUUCCACUGCGCCAGCGGCUUGAGGAGAAGCAGAAGCGGAAGAAGCCAGCGACUGGCCCCUCUCAGGACCUCCAGCUAGUGCCUGACAACAACAACUACCUGGACGUGGGUUUCUCUCAGAAGCCCAAGGAUGCUAGGUCCGGACCUGGUAUACCAGACCUUUUGGGAGCUGAGCAGAGGGAAGGCGGGAUCCUGCCAGGGUACAGCCAGGCCCUGCAGGGAGACUCCAGCUUCAUCCUCCAGAUGGCCGAGAAGGACGAGGCUCUGCUGGCCUGCCAGGAGAUGGUGCAGGUCCUACAGAUGAAGGUGCGGCGGCUGGAGCACCUGCUAGAGCUGAAGAAUGUCCGCAUCCAAGACCUGACCCGGCGCCUCCAGCGGGCCGAGAGCCGGCCAUGUUGACUCAGGGCCAGCCCCCGCCCCACCCCCGCAGCGUCCUGGGGUGCCAGGAGCCUCUGCCCUCUUCGGGACCCAGCCCGCCCAAGCGCCCAGAUCCUCUGACUCCUGCCAGACCAAGCCCACCUGAGCGCCCCCAACCGCUGCCGGACCGAGCCCGCCUGAGUGCCUGAACCCUCUGCCUCUGUGGGACCAAGCCUGCCGAGGGCCCGGACCCCUGACCCUUGCACAACUGAGCCCAUCUGAGCACCCAGGCCCCCUGACUCCUGUUGGACCGAACCCGCCCAAGCUCCUGGCCCGCCUGACCCCUGCAGGACCAGGUCUGCCCGAGGGCCCAGAUCCCCUGACCUAUGCUGGACUGAGUCUGCCAGAGUGCCCAGACCCCCUGAAUCCACUGGACCGAGGGCACCUGAGUGCCUGGACUCCAUGACCCCUGCGGGAUCGAGCCUGCCAAUGGGCCCGGACCUCCUGACCCCACUGAACCGAGCCCACCCAAGCUCCCAGGCACCUUGACCCCUGCUGGACUUAGCCUGCCUGAGCGCCCGAACCCCCUGUCCUUGCUGGACCUAGCCCAUCUGAGCUCCUGGACCCUCUGACCUCCGCCGGACCAAGCCCAGCCAAGAGCCCGGACCCCUGAGGGAACAAGCCCGCCCGAGAGCCUGGACCCCGGACCCCUGCCAAGACCGAGCCUCCCCAAGCACCCAGACCUCCUGACCCCUGCUGGACUAAGCCCACCCGAGCUCCCAGGCUCUCUGACUCCUGCCAGACCAAGCCUGCCCAAGCAUUCAGACCCUAUGACCCCCGCAGAACUGAGCCCAGCCAAGCUCCUGGACCCCCUAACCCCUACAGGACCGAGCCCGCCCAAGCCCCGUCCAGGGCAGUUAUUGCCUCCAGAUUGGCCAGCUUUUCCUUCCACUGCUGCUGGGCCAGCCAGAGCCACCAGAGCAGGACCCUAGACCAGUGGGAGGGGUGAGGCCUUUUUGGCGGCUGCGACAGCCGGGCUUAUCACAAGUGCACGGUGGCUGACUCCCUGCUCCCGCCCCCCCCAACCCACACUUCUCCUGGACUGUCCCAGGCCUGAAAAUCUGCAGGAUUGCUCCCCCUAUAAAACAGCAUUUUCCAAAACAUUUCCCAGUGUCUGCAUUCUGUGCAGUCUUCACCAGGGGCAUCUACCACUCCCUUCCCCAGCCAGAACCUGGCCUGAGCCUAGAGCUGUCUAGCACUGGUUCCAGUCACACGCCUUGGUCAAACAGCGCUCCCUUGGCCCUGUGGCCACACAGCCCUCCCCUGGCCCUGGCCCACCCAGCUCUCCUCUGGCCCUGGGCCCACAUAGAUCUCGCUUGACUGUGGACUGACAUAGCUCUUCCCUGUCCGUGAACAAACACAGCUGUCCCCUGGCCCAGGAUCCACACUGCUCUCCUCUGCCCAUAGACCCUCACAGCUCUCCCCUGGCCCAGAGUCCAUUCAUCUCUCCAGUGGUCCUGGGUCCAUACAGCUCUCCCUUGCCUUGGGGUCCACACAGCUCUCCCCUGACCCUGGGCCAAGGGAGCCAUCCCCUGGCCCAGGACCCACCCAGCUCUUUCCCGGCUGUAGAUCCACAUAGCUCUUCCCUGGCCAUAGACGCACAGAGCUCUCCCCUGACCCAGAAUCUACACAGCUCUCCAGUGGUCCUGGGCCCACACAGCUCAAGAGCUGAUCCACAUAGUUCUCCCCUGGCCCAGGGCCCACCCAGCUCUCCCCUGACCCUAGAUCCACCCAGCUCUUCCCUGGCCCUGGGUCCACACAGCUGUCCCCUGACCCCUGGUCCACAUAGUUUUCCCCUGGCCCUGGGUCCUCACAGCUCUCUCCUGGUCCUGGGCAUGGGCAGGAGCAGAGGGAUGUGAUGGGAAACAGAUGUAAGUGGCAGAAGGUGGGGGCCCUCACCUAGAAAAGAGGAUUCUCUUUACUCUCCACCCCACCCUGCCCAGGGCUUGUGGACCCCAGAGAGUAGCUCCUUAAGACUCUGAACAGGGGCAGGGAGAAACUGCUCCUUUGCCUGCCUUGCCGGAGGUCAGAGGUUAAACUAAAUGUGCUGUCAUGCUGUGAGCCCUGCUGGAGACAGGGGCCAGAGGGCAGCAAAGAAUGACAAAGCAAUGGGGGAACAGUUCUCCAGACCAGGGAGCCAUCAACAAAAUAAUCACCAUCCCUCCCUGCCUAGGGCAGUAAUAAAGCCAUCAAUAAAACCUCGUGUUUAACCACUUCC